Molecule: messenger RNA, 840 nt
Organism: Helicoverpa zea (corn earworm)
Lineage: Eukaryota; Metazoa; Arthropoda; Insecta; Lepidoptera; Noctuidae
Exons: 2
Coding region: 1-840 (279 amino acids)
Source: RefSeq, a predicted model, not a curated record
AUGACCGACAAGGAGUCAGUCAGAAAACGCGCGAGUUGCAAGGGUCGGUUGACAGCAUUUACCAACUAUGUCAACGAGUUGGAUGAGUCAUUGGAUGCGUCACAGGUGUGCGAAUUGCAACUACGUUUGGGUAAGAUGGAAAGUUUAUUUUCACAAUUUGACGAGGUUCAGUCAAAAUUAGAGUGUUUAGCUGAUGAUGUUAAUAGUCAACUACCGGAGCGUAACGAGUUUGAAUCUAAGUAUUAUAAGAUCUUUGCAAAGGCUCAAGACUUACUUACACGUAACUUGAAACCAACUAAGAAUGAACCUUUGGAAAGUGAUUAUAGUUCAGCACAAACGCGUAAUCGCAGGCUUGUUAAAUUACCUACCAUACAACUGCCUAAGUUUAGUGGUUCCUAUGAGAAAUGGUUGGAGUUCCAUGACACGUUCUCUAGCUUGAUACAUUGUAAUGAUGAUAUUGAUGACGUCAACAAGUUUCAUUAUCUUAAAGCGUGUCUCGAGGGAUCAGCUGCUGUUGUGAUCCAAUCCAUUGAGUUUUCCGCCAACAACUAUUCUGUGGCGUGGAAGAUAUUAUGCGAUCGCUAUGACAACAAGCGGGUUUUAAUAAACAACCAUGUUGCAGCAUUAUUCAACCUCGAGACUGUUAAAAAAGAGUCUUCCGUAGCUUUAAAACGUGUCAUUGAUUCUGUGAAUAAGAAUUUGCGUUCAUUGGAAUCGUUAGGAGAGCCAACAGAUCAUUGGGACACACUGUUGAUUCACAUGGUAUCAACCAAAUUGGAUGCUAAAACCUUUCGAGAGUGGGAAGAAUUUAAAGGUAGGUUUGUUAAGGACAGGUCUUAG